Trifolium pratense (red clover) is the source of this 1941-nucleotide messenger RNA. RefSeq lists its product as uncharacterized. NCBI's taxonomy places the organism in Eukaryota, Viridiplantae, Streptophyta, Magnoliopsida, Fabales, Fabaceae. The record is from RefSeq and is a predicted model, not a curated record. The coding region runs from base 677 to 1324 and encodes 215 amino acids. The transcript is spliced from 4 exons.
GUUCCAAAUUUUCAUUUCUAAAAUUGAUGUCUAGCUCCAAAAAGAAUGAGUUCAAACAACCCAAAAUAUAGCAACGUUUAAGUAUAGGUAGAAUAUUUACAUGUGUAUUUUGAACAAUAUAUUCUUAGCUGCUCCUAUAUAUUCCCAUGUUUUCAUAUUUUCUUUUAAUGACAUUUAAGGGGAGAUAUAGAUGUAAUAUAUAUAUAUAUAUAUAUUGAUGCCUUAGUUCUUGAAAAUUCAAAACAAGGUCGGUAUUGGAACUUGUAUUAUGGACGAUCAAGAUUAAGGCCGUUUUGUUCUUGUUAAAAUGGAAUGGUUUUUGUCGAUGCUCGAUGUUGUUGUUGGUGAAACCAUGGGACUCCUCCUUGCUUUAAAAUGGGUACAAGAUUUGCACUUGGCUAAUGUUGAUUUUGAACUUGACUCUAAGACCGAGGUUGACAAAUUCCAUAGUAAGAAAGCUCAUAUAGUUAAGAGUUGGGCAAUAUCAUUCGUGAUUUUCAAUUUUCAUUGUUUUUUGGAUGAUGCGCUGGUUCACUUAGAAUAAAUAUGAGGGCUUAUAAAAAGAAUAAAUUAACCCUAAUUUUUUCUUCAACAAGUAGAAGGUGAAAGAUGAAACAAUGCAGACUAAUGUUCAUGCUUCUACCACUUCAGACUACACAACAAGCUUUUGUAAUCGAUGGGGUCUGAAAUCAGCAAAGGUGUUGAUGGCCUUGGAAGUGCUAUAGGCAGUGCUUUCACGGCUCCAUUCAAGAGUGUCUUUGGUGGAUCAUGCCAGGACAUAUGUUCAGGACCAUUGGACGUGAUGUGUUUCAUUGAACAUUUUUGCAUCUCCAGCAUUGUCAAACUGCUGAUGAUUUUGGUCCUAUGCUACAUAUGUUUGUUGUUCUUGUACUCGUUGUUCAAACUUGGUAUAUGCCAAUGCAUAGGAAGAAGCCUUUGUAAGAUGUGUUGUGUCACUUGUGAACUCUCUUGCUUUGCUUUACUAAACAUCACCAGUAACUUGUGGCACAAGCUAAUAAAUACAAAGAGGGUUUACCGCGGAAGAAGAAGACGCCGUUUUCAACAUGAUGAUGUUGAGCUUGGCUACACCUCACCCUCAACUGAUCAUGAAAACAAUAGUUUGUGUGAUUAUAGAAGUCGUCAUUUUGGUAGAAAGAGAAAAUCCUUGAGAGAAAGAAGUAGAAGAAAUGGCCACUCUGUGCACCUCUCAAGGAUGAAAGGGAAAUCUUGGAGAGUGGAGAGCUCAAGAAAGAUCCAAUUAAGUAAAGUCCGGAAUCAGAGAGGAAAAACUACCGUUAUCAAAAGGCGGCGCCAUAAACGAUGAAAUGAUAAUUAUGAUUAGUAUCAAAUUUGAUUCAUAACAUUAUAAAAACAAAUAUCAUUUGGAGUAUGUCAUUUGUCAUCCAAAUAAGAUUGAACGGUGGUAGAUUUCCUAAUGGACGACCACAUGGAAUCUCUGUUUUUGCACCAUUCUACAUUGGAAUAUUUUUUCAUCUACCAUUCUACAUUUUCCUAAGUAUAUAUGGGAGAGGCAACCAUAAAUUUUCUUAUUGAGCAUAUAUGUACGUCAUCUCUCCCCUCCUAACUUAGCUAUGCUAGGUUAGCUUUUCCUAGCGCGUCGCCACGAAGAUCUUCCAGCUAGGAGGUCUUUCUCCUUCAAAGAGUUUUCUCGUGUUCUUUUGAAAGAAGGGCUGCGUUGGAAUAUAGGGAAUGGGUCUCAUAUUCAUGUGUAGUUGGACAAUUGGGUGCAUAGGUCAAAUGGUUCGAAGAUUCUGUCUGUGACUUUUGCUAAGUUUAUUAGGAGACAAACAAAUGUGAUUGCUCAUGUUCUAACAAAUAUGGACUUAGUUAGUUUUCACAUCUUCAUUAAUAUAACAAAAUUAAAGCGCGGUGAUUUAUAGUUUCAACAACUAAUUGUGAGACAAUUUCAACGGUCAGCUA